AUGGAAGCAAAAGACGAACUUGCACAACUAGAAGAACUUUUGUGUGCAGAUGCACCCGAUAAGAAAAUUGCAAUUACAGGAGACCGCCUACAAGAAGUUAAUAUAUUUAUUCCGGAAACCCACGAUAUCACAAGUGACUCUGAUGCGACGUGUUCCGUAGUUCAUACUGGUGAUACGGAUUCUUCGGACGAUGAAGAGAGAAGAAAUUACACAGAACGCAAAUAUGAUGAUUAUGGAUCACUUGUUAAAAAGUCCCUCCAGCAAAAGGACCAGGAGUGUAUAGAAGAAAGAUUAGAAUUUGAAAGCAGACUACGGGAAAGAAAUAGGGAUAUGAAACUUUCAAAAAUUAUAGCGAAAAAGGCUAGCACGUCUGGCUCAUGUAACAAUGAAACGUUUAGAACGCCAGAUAAGAAAAACAGUACGCUUGAACUCUUUACCGAUCCUGUAUUUGGUAUCCGUAUAAGUAAACCUCUUGUUUCUAUGACUGCCCUAGUGGAUCGAAUGCAUGGUAGAGAAGCAGUCAACAUGCUUAGAGUGAAAAGAUAUGUAGAAAACGAAAAUCUUAGCAAAGACUGGGUAAUCGCAGGAGUUAUAAUUAGAAAGAGUUCAACCAAAAAAUCUCAGAAGGGAAACCAAUUUGUUAUUUGGACUCUAAGUGAUCUCAAGGAUGAUAUUAAAACAGUUUCAUUGUUUCUUUUUCGUAAAGCUUAUAAUGAACUAUGGAAAACUAGUGAAGGUACCAUUGUAGCGGUUUUAAACCCCAAUGUGCUUGAUAGAUCAGAAAACAGUAAAGACCAAGCGUGCCUCAGUGUCGACAAUUCAGACAGGGUCAUGCUUUUAGGGCAAUCCAAAGAUUUUGGUAUUUGUAAGAGUAAGAAGAAAAAUGGAGAACCUUGUAGUAGUGUUGUUAAUACGAGCCUAGGCGAUCAUUGCAUAUACCAUAUAAAACAAGAAUACCAAAAAUUUUCAAAGCGCCAAGAACUUCAGUCCUCCACUAUGGGAAAGGGGCUUAUUAAUUUAGAAAACAAAGUUUUUGGUAAAAACACAUUUAUAUAUGGCGGUAAGGCUUAUUCUGCAUUACCUCUGAGUAAUCAUAAAACUGUUAAAGACAGAGAUCAAAACAGGUUAAUGUCAUUGAGUGAUUAUUAUAAAUCUGAAGGUGACAAAUUGAUGAUUAAUAAAGCACCAAGUAAUGGCAUUGUGCUUAACAAAAGUGGAUUAUUACAUAGUCCAAAAAUAUCCAAGAUUAGUGAUACACAUAGACUAAAUGCACUAAGUCAAUCACCUACCAAUCGGCAGAGUUUGUCUGAAAAGGUUGGAAGUUCCCCGACUUUAGGUUUUGGACUAAAAGGUGGAGGCAUGAUCGACCUUAACAUGACCUUUAGUCAAAAGCGAGCCGAAAAAGCUAAGUUUAAUGCAGUGAAAUUGAUACAACAGAGUGGAGGGAUUCCAAAAAUUGACCCAAACAACAUAAAAGGAACAUAUGUAGGUAAAAAACGUGCCCUCGAAAAGCUUUUGACAGACACAGAUUUACAGGAAAAUAGUAAUAAAAAACCAAAACUAAAAGGGACUCACAUAGAACCAAAUGUUACAGAGAGUAAUGCGAGAGCACCUAGUUGCAGUAGUAGUAGUAAAAUAAUUAUGUCUGAACGAUUUAAAAAAAUUCUCGAAGCAACUUCGGCGCAUGAACAUUUACUAAAAGAGCAUGACGACGCGGAACAAAAUAAGUACUUUAAUAAAUUGGAAAAGAAAGAAGCAAUGGAAGAGAAAAUGUUGAAUACAUUUAAAAUCGCUUGCAAAGCGGUUCGAUGCGUCAAGUGCAAGUACACUGCUUUUUCAGCCGCAGAACUUUGCAAAACCGAUCGUCAUCCCCUUAAAGUGAUCGAAACAUUUAAAAGAUUUUUCAAAUGUGCUGAUUGCAACAAUAGAACCAUUUCAUUUGAAAUACUGCCGUUGCAAUCGUGUAACAAUUGUAAAAGUUCAAGGUGGAUAAAAGCUCCAAUGCUAAGAGAGAAGAACGAAUUACUUACGGAAACUCUUUCUAUUCGCGGGGAGGAAGAGGGUUUUAUUGGAGCAGAAAUUAAAGGGGGGAAGAAUAUAAGUUUGCUCGUACCAGAUAGCUAA
Leptosia nina is the source of this 2124-nucleotide messenger RNA. The record is from the annotation of a GenBank genome assembly. Lineage: Eukaryota; Metazoa; Arthropoda; Insecta; Lepidoptera; Pieridae.